This is a messenger RNA of Phymastichus coffea, 1420 nucleotides long. RefSeq lists its product as uncharacterized. The transcript has 5 exons. The record is from RefSeq and is a predicted model, not a curated record. NCBI's taxonomy places the organism in Eukaryota, Metazoa, Arthropoda, Insecta, Hymenoptera, Eulophidae. The coding region runs from base 775 to 1197 and encodes 140 amino acids.
CAAGAGUUCGAUUAUGCAGAAAGAAACGAUAAUUCAAUAAAAUUCAAAUGAAAUUAGGCCUUAGUCGACGGCUUUUAUAAAGAUUAUUCUACUGUUUUUAUUGCUACAUUUGCAAUAAAAAUAUAUAUACUUCUUUAUUUUCUUCACUCAAACUAACUAAUUUUAGACGGCAGAAGCGCAAAAUCGACUAAAUAAUGGAUAGAAUCAAGAAGUAGCACAUAGCAAAAUAAUCCUUAAAUAGGAUUGAAAUUGCCUAAAUAAAAAAAAAAAAAAAAAAAAAGAAGUAGCACAAAAUCCACCUGAUGUCGCUGCUGAGCAAGUUCAAGGUGAGCAAAAUCAAGUUCAAGGGCCAUUGCCAUUACCCAUGGAACAAGAUGUAACAUAUAGAUUAUCAAAUAAUGCAGUCUUUGAUCAUUUUGUAGACAAAGAUAGUACUGUUGAAAUAACGGCCUACGUUGAUCAGCUAAACUCUCCCAAGGGAGUAGGAUCACAGAAAAAGUUGAAACUUUUUAAAUUUGUGUUGAUCAAUGGUAUCAAGAAAGUUGCAGUAUGUAUUUGGAAUGAGCCAUUGGUCUCAAUUUAUUCUCCAGAAGUCCAAGUUGGUAAAUGGUAAAAGGUGCUUGUAUCAGCAGGAACUGGGAAUCGAACCCGGGCCUACCGGGUGCGAGUCCGUCGCCCUACCGACCGAGCCAUUGCAGGUGUUAUACAUAACUGGAUGCCAAGCUAGAUCAGUUCAGCCUACUUAUUUCAGAGUGAACGAGGGUUGCGUUCCUUAUGGGUUUCGUCCAUUUUGCGAAGUUUUGGUGUCGAACAUCUAGGUAUGCGCAUAGACUUUUCGAUGGACGAAAUGACAAAAAUCCAAUACAAAUUACGUUUGAUAACAUUAAAGAUUACCAGAUUGGUACUGUUGUUAUUACUGGAUUUAUCAAGCAAACUUUCCGGGUCAUACGAAGUCACUGGAAUAAUAUGAGCUAUGGAAGUGGAUCAGUAUGUGAUGCUAAAACUAAAAUAAAUAUAAAUAUAACAAACUUUACAGAAGUUCCACCAACCUACGUUCUUGGGGCUAAUGUUACAAUUACUGGGGAGUUAUGUGUCAAUGGUGCUUUAACAAUAAUCACGUACAGCGACAUUAACAGUAUUGUUUUGAAUGUUGAAAUUGAGCCAAUGUCUCCUCAGCAAUUAGAGACUGUUAUAUAAUUCCCGAAGCGUACAGCUAAUUAAAGUUCGUAUUGUUACAAUCGUGCAUAUUUUAUAGGUAUAUCAAGAAUAGAAUAUAUCAAGACGAAAUGCUGAUAAUAGAGGUCGUCUAGUCUUUAAUACAAAUACUUGAUUGUGCAACAAUUACAAUUUAUCAAUUGUAAAUGAAAUUACGGCACUUCAAGAAGAUCCUAUAGCAUUAAAGCUAAAUGUACUACGUCAG